AUGAUGCUGAGGGCGCGGCGAGCGGCGGGGCCGCUUCUCCGCCUCGCCGACGCAGGCGCCGCUGGCGAGGGGAUUUGCGGCGGCGCGCAGCCCUCUCGCGCGGUGUUCACCCGUGGAUUCCUGGAUUUCUUCAAGACGUGGAGCAAGGAGACCGCCGAGGAUGCGGAGAAGAAGGCAAAGGCAAAGGCCAGGCUUACUGAUGAGAUGAGCAGGGGGUACUUCCAGGACAUCUCCGAGAUCCGUAAGAACGCCGGCAAGAUUGCGGUGGCGAGUAAGACCAUUAUCCCAGAGGUCGCUGCUGUGAAGUUCCCUAAUCUUGCUUUGGAGUCCCCUGCUGGCAGAGCAUUGCAACUGCCGCUUGUUGCGUCUCCUAUGCUAGACGGUAGUCAUGGGGCUGGUGGUACAGUGCCGGUGGUUCCUGAUGCGGCACUGGUGUGCCUUUCGUUUCGUGCAAGCUCGCAGAAAAUGGCAGAGUCGUGGAGCUUACCCUUUCUUGAUGCAUUUGGUGCUAAUGGAAAAGUUGAAGCGUACGAGGUCUCAUUUAUAGAUUCAUGGCUGUUAUCAUCAAGUCCUGUGAGGCGUGCAUUCCUGAAGACAAUGAGGAAAUCGGACAAUCCACAAAGGCAUGCCGUCUAUGCCUUUGGAGGCCACUAUGACUUUAGGAAGGAGCUUCAAAUUGUAAACCUUCUUACCGGGUACAUAUACCUGGUUGAUCGCCUGGGUAGGAUAAGAUGGCAGGGCUUUGGAGCUGCGACGCAUGAAGAGUUGUCAUCGCUAACAGCAUGUGCCUCCAUCUUGUUAGAUGAGAAAUGA
This is a messenger RNA of Triticum turgidum subsp. durum (durum wheat), 813 nucleotides long. The record is from the annotation of a GenBank genome assembly. Lineage: Eukaryota; Viridiplantae; Streptophyta; Magnoliopsida; Poales; Poaceae.